This is a messenger RNA of Pyricularia oryzae 70-15, 396 nucleotides long. RefSeq lists its product as uncharacterized. Bases 1 to 396 code for a protein of 131 amino acids. The transcript has a single exon. The record is from RefSeq and is a predicted model, not a curated record. NCBI's taxonomy places the organism in Eukaryota, Fungi, Ascomycota, Sordariomycetes, Magnaporthales, Pyriculariaceae.
AUGACCAGCAGCAAAACCCUAGCCGAUCAAGCCGCUUACUCCACGGGGAGGCAACCAAGAAUACCACCACCCCGUGUUGAAAUUUGGGCCGCAUAUCCCAUUGUCAGCCCUGCCGAUGCUCAGUGGGCUGUCUGGAAAUGUUUGGCAGAUGCAAGCCUCAGCCAGGCACAACUUUUAAUGGUCAAAGGACUAACAGAUUCAGUAUGGUCUGGGACACGCUGCUGGAGGUCAACCCGUGGAGAAAUAGGUGCAUCCAGCCCGCAUGGCCAUUCGAACUUUUCUGUCGGCUUGUGCACCGUCUGGUGCGGCUUCCUGCGUGAGCCAAUGCCUGUCCUAGCUGUGGAUUGCUCACGAGGCUGUUUGCAGGGCUUUGGAAGCCAUUUGAGGAGGUGGUAA